AUGUUACACAAACUUCCCAUACUCUCAUCAGCCGCCGUCAACAAACUAGAGCGUGAACGGGAGACCGCAUCCGACCGUAUCAAAAGUCUGAACGAUGACGUGGCCAACGCCAAAGAGUCCUUAACUAAGCUCAAAGAUUCCGUUUCUACCCUCAUGGCCGACAUGGAAGCUCACGCAGCGAACGAGAAGGAACUGCAGAGCGCCAAGAACGUGGUUGAAGCUGCAGGGUCUGGAGUUUGGUCAACUGUAUGGAGAGUCCAUGAAAAGGCAAAGUCGAAUACGUCCGCCACCCUUGAAGAGAAGUCUCAGGAACUUGAUGAGAUGGACAUCACAGAUGAGAAGGUUGAGCAUGUCCCAGCCCAGUAUGAUGAGUACCUUGUUUUCAUCGAAUACAUGGCCCUACUUUGUGAUGUAGGACCCAAGGGACUGGAGAGGAUGGUUGAUGCUUUGAGUGAGCAAGGACUCGACUUUGAGACGUUGGUUUAUGAGCUUGUAGGUGAUGGACAAAGCAGCGCUGACAAUUGA
Molecule: messenger RNA, 525 nt
Organism: Fusarium fujikuroi IMI 58289
Lineage: Eukaryota; Fungi; Ascomycota; Sordariomycetes; Hypocreales; Nectriaceae
Exons: 2
Coding region: 1-525 (174 amino acids)
Source: RefSeq, a predicted model, not a curated record